This is a messenger RNA of Rodentolepis nana, 960 nucleotides long. Lineage: Eukaryota; Metazoa; Platyhelminthes; Cestoda; Cyclophyllidea; Hymenolepididae. The record is from the annotation of a GenBank genome assembly.
AUGCUAGGAUUAAAAUUACAGAGAGUUACAUAUCUCGUAAUAUUAUCUUUUCAAAAUGUAUUUCAUACACUCGCAAUGCGUUUUUCUCGUGCCGAAUAUCGUCUCAAAUAUUUUGCCUCUUCUGUCGUAAUAUUGAGCGAGAUUGUAAAAUUUUUGAUAUCAUCUUUUAUGCUUAUACAAGAGAAGCGUCUAAAGCAGACAUUAUCUAGUAUUCAUGAUGAUCCCGUUGAUUUCUUUCGGACCUGCAUUCCUGCUUUUAUUUAUGUCAUACAGAACAGUAUCUUACUCUUCGCACUUAGCCACCUAGACGCAGCAAUCUUUCAGGUCACAUAUCAACUAAAACUUUUCACAACAACAAUAUUUUCAGUGCUAUUUUUGAAUCGAAAAUUAUCUAUUGUUCAGUGGGUCUCCCAGAUUGUGUUGUUUAUUGGAGUUGCUGCAGUUCAGGUGCAAGAACAAUCCGGAAAUUCAUCCAAUUUUAACUCAAAUAGUCCUCCAAGUAUAAUUGGUCUUGCGGCCGUAAUUUUUGCCUCUUUACUUUCCGGAUUCUCUGCAGUUUAUUUUGAAAAAAUCCUCAAAAAUUCUCCCAAAUCGCUAUGGGCUAGAAAUUUCGAGCUUUCUAUGGCUUCGAUUGCCAUUGCUAUAACAGGACAAGUGUUCGGCGAAAGGGAGAAAGUCGCGGAAAAAGGAUUUUUCUAUGGGUUUGAUUGGCUCGUUUGGACAACUAUUGGAUUGCAAUCCGUUGGUGGUAUCAUCGUUGCUCUAGUCGUCAAAUAUGCGGACAAUAUCUUGAAGGGGUUCGCUUGUUCAGCUUCAAUAAUUAUCACCUGCAUCAUAUCCGUGUUGUUUUUCCAUGCCCGACUUUCAUGGACCUUCUUAUUUGGGACAACUUGUGUGGUUAUUGCCGUUGUUUUCUAUUCGGCCUUUCCGUACAAAAUGAUGUCCAAAAAGACCUCAUAA